Molecule: messenger RNA, 2427 nt
Organism: Purpureocillium lilacinum
Lineage: Eukaryota; Fungi; Ascomycota; Sordariomycetes; Hypocreales; Ophiocordycipitaceae
Biological process (GO): regulation of DNA-templated transcription
Molecular function (GO): DNA-binding transcription factor activity, RNA polymerase II-specific; zinc ion binding
Source: RefSeq, a predicted model, not a curated record
AUGUCUCCGUCGGCGUUCCAUCGCCAGCCGGCGCACCACCUGCACGGCAGCGGCGCCGGCCAGCAAGACGCCGGCCCUCGAACCAUCUUGAAUCCAUCGCGCGCCGCCUCCGCGGCCGGGGAGCGUCGCCAAAGCCAUCACAUCCUCGCCGCCAUCGUUGAUGACGACGAAGACAUUGACGAUAACGACCUGCAGGAUGACCGUCCCGACGGCACCGUCGGGCCGGCGUUGUCACCAACCGCAGAGGCUGGUGUCUUCUUCACGAGCAUCAACAACAGCGAUAACGGGGCGGUAUCAGCAGCCGCAACAGCAGGAGGAUCAGCCCAUGGCAACUCCGUCGUCGACGACGGCCGCGCAUCGCCGCCUACUGCUGCCGGCCGUCGCGCGGGAAAGCGGCCCGCCGCACGGGGCACAGCUUUUUACCCCAGGAAGCGAGCCAACACGGCCUGCCAGGUGUGUCGCGCGAGAAAGACAAAGUGCGACAACAAGCGGCCCAGCUGCACGUACUGCGAGAGCGUGGGGGCCACGUGCAUCCAGUCGCCCGUCGACCUGUCGAGCUUCGACCCGGCCAGCCUCAAGAUCCUGGACCGCCUCGACGACCUAGAGCGGCUGCUGCGGAGCGCUGCGCCGCCGUUGGCCUCCGUGUCGGCGGCGGUGGCUGCGGCGGCGGCCUCGGCGGGGGACUCCGCAUCGGCCGGCGGUCCGGCGGCAGGAGCGCCGGCUCCGUCCCCGGCGACUCCGGCGUCCGGCUCCGCAUCGGCCUCGGCCAUGCCGCCCCCAUUGCCCAUGGCACGAAACGCAUCCGACGGCUACGUGUUUGCGCAGCUCCCCCAGCUGCAAAACGUGCCCGUGUGCGCAGAGUACGACGACCAUGGCCUGAGCGCGCGCAGCUCCUCGGGGGCCAGCCACGUCGGGCGCCUGGAUGAUGCAUGUGGCCCCCGCGUCAACAGCGUCCUCCCGCAGCGCAUCGACCACAUCCUCCAGUGGCCCGUCUUCCAAAAUAGCACCCACCACAGCUUCCUGACGCCUCCUUCCGCCCGUGCAGCCUACGAUGGCAUCUCAUCCCCCACCGUGGCGGGCUCCACGUCCAUCUCCGCCCUUGUCGACAUGGAGUCGCAUCGCAUCUACCGCCUCCUCGACAACUUUUUCCUCUACAUCCACUGCAAGAACCCCAUUCUGGACGAGUCUUCGGCGCGGCGCAUGGUUGUCCGGGCCUUCCUAGAUGGCAUCGACUGGUCUGCGGCGUCGUGUCUUGCGCUCCUCAUCUGUGCUCUGGGCUCUGUGGCCACCCCUUUUGGCCCCAGCCCGGAGACGCGCAUCGGGACCCAGGCAUAUGCGGACGCGCAGGCGUUCUUCCUGGCAGCCCAAAAACGCAUUGGCGUGCUGCUGGUCAAGGAGGACAUCAUCGGCGCUCAAUGUCUGUUUCUCUCGGGCGUGUACAUGAUGAUGGUGGAGUUUAAGCCCGUCUACGCGUGGCGCUUCUUCAACCAGGCCCUCGCAGCGUGCCAACAUCUUCCCUUUUUAUCCAGGGCGCAGAGCCUCGCCGCGGGGGCCGGCUCGUCACCGGAGAGCAUGGAGAUGGGCCUACGAGACACGCAAGAGCAGGCCGUGUACUGGUCCGCGUGGAAGUCGGAGCGCGAGCUGCGUGGCGAGCUGUCCCUGCCCGACUUUGACAUCAUGCACUCCGGAAGCACGCUCUACCCGCCCUUCUUCCCCGCGCCGCCGGUGCCGCCGGCCGAGUCCCCCGACGGGCCCGGCUCGGAGACGCAGCGGUCGCGCGCCGCCUGGCUCUUCUACCUGGCCGAGAUAUCCCUGCGGCGGCUGACGAGCCGCCUGUGCAGCGAGGUGCUCACCCUCCGCCAGCGGUACGCCUCGGACGCGGCGUUCCUCGACGUGCUCGCCGACAUGACGCCCGAGUACGAGGCCCAGGCGCGCGAGUGGUCCGACAGCCUCCCCGCGGAGCUGUCCAUCCACACGCCCAUCGACGAGGACGGCAUCUGCCGCUCCGUGCUGCGCGGGCGCCUCAUCAACCUCUUCGAGAUGAUAUACUGGCCCUUUGUCAUGGCGAGCCUCAACAGCGCCUUGCCACCUGGAAGCGGCGGCAGCGGAGGUAGCGGCGCCCCGCUGCGGCCGCAGCUGCAGGAGCUCGCGCGGCGCGGGCUCGACACGCACAUGCACCAGCUGCGAGCCAACGAGCCGGGCUUCUUCCACAGGCACCACGGCGGCUUCUUCAUGAUCCGCGCGUGCACCCGCAGCGCGCUGACGCUGGUGGCGGCGGCGAGGACGGGUCGCGGCACGAUGCCCGAGGGGUGGGAACGGGCCGUGUACAAGACGAUUGGGAUGCUGGCCUACUGGGAGGACGAGGACUCUGCGCUCGUAGGCUGGAAGGCUGUGCUGGAGAGGGAGCUUGCGACGAGGCAGGUCUGA